This is a messenger RNA of Drosophila willistoni, 504 nucleotides long. Its product is annotated as putative tRNA 2'-phosphotransferase. The transcript is spliced from 2 exons. The record is from RefSeq and is a predicted model, not a curated record. The coding region runs from base 1 to 432 and encodes 143 amino acids. Lineage: Eukaryota; Metazoa; Arthropoda; Insecta; Diptera; Drosophilidae.
AUGUCACAAACACCCAGUUCUGAUGAGGAAGAUGAUUUUAAGGCUGUCAGCUCCGCCAAUUAUCAGCGAAUUCAGGACAAAGUCACAAAGAUAAACUAUGCCGAUGGCAUUGCGGAUGGACGUGAAGAUGUUUUCCAACUCAGCUUCGAUCAGGGUUAUGCAGAUGGACUUUCUACAGGUUUUGAAUUGGCCAAAUACAAAUCUUUUUGUGAUACACUUGCCACAUCAGCCGAUAAGGAAAACAAUGAAGUAGACUUAUACAAGAAGCUUCAGCUUGGCAAAGCCACCGAUCAAAAACAUUUCAAAUAUUUGGAACAUCAAAAUGAAUCCCUGCACGUGGUUUCGGAUAAGCAAAAGGCCUAUCUGGAUAAUUUAUUGGGCCAAUUUAGUACAGAGUUGCCCGAAACUAGUAGUUUAUUCACUUCCAAAUGAUUUUCUGGCUUUAAUCUGGGUUUUUAUGCAUGUAUGUGAGGAGGACACUAUUAAAAAUUAUUGAAAUGUUAA